UGCUUCUUGGUUUCAAAGGGCUUCAUGGUCUCCCACCCCGCCGUUGGACUGACGCGGCUUCCGUAGCAGUGUGAGUAGUCGGGCGGUGACGCAGAAGCGCCGAACGGACAGAACAUUUCUACUGUCAAGAUGGCGACAUCGGAGCCGAAAGCACCUGAAACUGAAGAUCAACCGACUGAAAGCCAAGUCGUUGCAAAUCCCGAGCAGUACGUCAAACACCCUUUGCAAAACAGAUGGGCGCUGUGGUAUUUCAAAAACGACAAGAGCAAAAGCUGGACAGAGAACCUGCGUCUCAUUUCCAAAUUUGACACAGUGGAAGACUUCUGGGCAUUAUACAACCACAUACAGCAACCAAGCAAACUUGGCUUUGGUUGUGAUUAUUGCUUAUUUAAGGAUGGGAUUAAGCCAAUGUGGGAGGACGACAGGAACAAACUGGGCGGUCGAUGGCUGAUGACUCUCAAUAAACAACAGCGACACAAUGACCUGGACCGCUACUGGAUGGAGACGCUCUUGUGUUUUGUCGGUGAGUCGUUCGAUGAGGCAAGUGAAGAUGUGUGCGGUGCCGUGGUCAACGUCAGACCCAAAGGUGACAAAAUAGCCAUCUGGACGAGCAACUGCCAAAACAGGGAUGCCAUCAUGACGAUAGGGCAAGUUUAUAAAGAGCGCCUGAACCUCCCCACCAAAGCCAUGAUUGGCUACCAGUCACAUGACGACACGUCCAGCAAGAGCGGAUCCACCACCAAGAACAUGUACACCGUUUGAAACAACCCCCCUUCCAACUUGCUGUAGAUUUAAACAAUUACCAAUCCGCAUCAUCACAUUAAUAAUUUUUUGAGUUGUCAACUACUGUAGUGUCCUUUUCCUUUUACUGAAAAGAGAAUUGUUCAUAGUGUGUACAGUUGGAGCUUCCCCCAUCGUGAGAGAUCAGUGGAGCAGUUUUCAUAAGUGGAGGCCGUAAAGAAGACGACGUUUCACAUGAGCUUCAGCGAGAACACAAAUGAUUUCCUUUUUCGAAUUGAAACGUCAUAAUACCCGUGACCGCCCCUAGCUUAGGUGAGAACAAGCUUUUUUUCUGUACUUCACGGCUUUAAGUUGCAAAAACGAAAGUUGCUUAAUGAAAAGGCCUCGUUGUUCUCGCUACUUACUCAAAGUGUUCCGCGCCCACAGGAUACGGUGGUUGGCAAUUUAUCAUGUCACUGAACAAAUUUUAAGGGCAAUUUUUAACUUGAUUUAUCCAGUGUUAAACAUAAGUUGGACUUUCAGACGCACCCGUUUGAAGAAUCUACAGUAUCUUAAAGGUUUGUUAAAGCUGUGGUCACACUCCAAAGUGUAGGGUUUGGAUUGAGGCCACUUAUUGUUUCAGCCAUGCUGGAAUUGUGGAAUAUUGCAUUGUAGUACUAUUUGAACAUUUUUUUCCCCUUUCCCUUUACAUUUAUUUAUAAUGUAUGCAUUGCAGUUCGAACUACUUAGUUAAAACAACCAUGGAACUCUUGUUUUUUCAAAUUGUUUUUCUUUUCUUAUUUUUUCUCUUCUUGUUAUUGAGGUUCAUGUGGACUACUGCAUAUAGAUGGCAUUUUUUUUACAGUGUACCAUGCAGUAAAGAUGCUGACAGACUUAGGUGUGCUUUUCACUGUUUUCUUCCUAACAAAACAACUGUAGAUAAUGUUGCACUCCUUUCUCGGUUGAUGCGAAGGAAAGAUGAUAUUCAUUGUGAAAUGACUGCUCAUAAUGUACCUUUAUUAUCUGUAAUUCCAGGAUGUAUAUUACCUUCUUUCAAGUAAAGGUUAAGUGCUUUGCAUUAAAACCAGAGACCACGUUG
Messenger RNA from Hippoglossus stenolepis (Pacific halibut), 1819 nucleotides. RefSeq names its product eukaryotic translation initiation factor 4E family member 1c (gene eif4e1c). Gene Ontology annotation, biological process: translational initiation. The record is from RefSeq and is a predicted model, not a curated record. Gene Ontology annotation, molecular function: translation initiation factor activity; RNA 7-methylguanosine cap binding. NCBI's taxonomy places the organism in Eukaryota, Metazoa, Chordata, Actinopteri, Pleuronectiformes, Pleuronectidae. Bases 130 to 762 code for a protein of 210 amino acids. The transcript has 7 exons. Gene Ontology annotation, cellular component: cytoplasm; eukaryotic translation initiation factor 4F complex.